This is a messenger RNA of Nymphaea colorata (pocket water lily), 2694 nucleotides long. Its product is annotated as probable galacturonosyltransferase 7. The transcript is spliced from 10 exons. Lineage: Eukaryota; Viridiplantae; Streptophyta; Magnoliopsida; Nymphaeales; Nymphaeaceae. Gene Ontology annotation, molecular function: polygalacturonate 4-alpha-galacturonosyltransferase activity. The record is from RefSeq and is a predicted model, not a curated record. The coding region runs from base 388 to 2271 and encodes 627 amino acids.
AUUUGAAAAAGGAAGACCUCGGUAGGGCUUCGACCGGAGUGGGAAAACGGCAGUUUUGACAGUAGACAAUGACAUGGCUAGGUUGAAACUCUGUUUUCAAUUGGAACCGGCACCCUCAAUGUUCCUUUAUGGUGAAGGAACUUAAAUUACCGGUCGGUGACUGAUUCGAAGUUUUACCGGGCAAGCGGGGAUUAAUCGUGAAGUUACGCUAGGGAACGGCAGUACCGGUAAGUAAGCAAAUCCUUGGCGCAAGGCAAUGAUGCAAAGGAGGGCAUUAAUCGACGGACGGCGACAGUGAGUGGGAGUGUGCAUUCCAUAUCCAGUGAUAGGGGGGAGGAAGAGGAAGAGGAAGGCAAGGCAGACGGAAACCCAAGGAGGAGGAGGACGAUGAAGGCUCCGUCAGUGUCCGCAAAGAAGGGCGUCUGGAACAAAUUCACAACAGGUGUGAUGGGGCUGGUGGUGCUGUCCCUGUUGGUUCCCCUCAUCUUCUCGCUUGGUGGCCUUCACGGCAAGGUCGUCUACUCAGGUUCCGGGAGUGAACGCAGAUCAACCGCGUUGGGCGCUAGCUCAAGCCAUCUGGAAGAGCUGGUUGACAUUUUCUCUCCAUCAACUGCAGAUAGUGCUUUAGAAAAUAUUCUAAAAGAAGAAAAUGCUACAACAUUGAGCAGCUCUGACAUUAAUGGAGAAAAACCAGAAGGAAAUGCCCAGUCGAUCAAUUUUGGAGGCCAGAGUGACAGAUCACCAAGUAUGGUUCAACCUCCAUAUGGUGACAUGGUUAAUAAGCUGGAAGAUGGAGUUGUGGAAAGCAACAAAUUGGCAUCUGGAAACAGUGAUCAGACAGAUAAAUCCUGUGAAGAUACAUUUGGAAGCUACUGUUUGUGGUGUAGGGAACACAAAGUAGUAAUGAGAGAUUCUAUUAUUAAAAAAUUGAAAGAUCGGUUGUUUAUGGCUAGAGCUUAUUACCCGAGUAUUGCAAAGAAGAAUCAAACCCAUGAAAAGUUAUCUCUUGAACUGAGGCAGAACAUUCAAGAUUUUGAACGUACUCUUAGUGAUGCAACCACGGAUGGUGACCUUCGGGGCAGUAUGGAGCUCAAGAUACAAAACAUGGAAGUUGCUAUAGCCAAAGCUGAAGCAGAGCAUGUAGGCUGCUAUAAUGUGGACAAGAAGUUAGCACAAAUACUAGAUAUGACCAAGGAUGAAGCUCUCUUUCACAGGCGCCAGAGUGCCUUUCUGUAUCAUCUGGGUGCACAGACUAUCCCUAAAAGUCAUCACUGUUUGUCAAUGAGAAUGACUGUGGAAUAUUUCAAAUCUCACAUGGAUCAUGCUGGUUUAUCUGUGAUUGGGCAUUCUUCUGCUGCAGAUGUUCAUCACUAUGUCAUAUUCUCCAAAAACAUACUUGCAUCCUCUGUUGUUAUUAACUCGACUGUAACAAAUGGCAAGGAAUAUGGGAAGAUGGUCUUUCAUCUGUUGACUGAUAAUCAGAAUUAUUUUGCCAUGAAGCAGUGGUUUGAGAAUAACAACUAUAACUUGGCCACCAUUUAUGUAGAAAAUAUGGAUAGUUAUAAGCUAGAAUAUACUGCUACCGAUCCUUCUAACAUGUUGCAUCCAUCUGCAUCAGAGGAGUUUCGAGUAACAAUCAGAAGCAAUGGACAAGCAUCUGUUGUACCCAGAAGAACUGAAUACUUGUCCAUGUUCAGCCAAGCAUACUUCUACCUUCCAGAAGUUUUCAGCAACUUGAAAAGGAUAAUUGUCUUGGAUGAUGAUGUUGUUGUUCAGAGAGACUUGUCACCUUUGUGGAGCCUUGACCUGGAAGAGAAGGUAAUUGGUGCGCCAAAGUUCUGCAGAGUGAGGCUUGCUCACCUUAGAGGUUACUUGAACACAGAAGGUUUCAACUAUGAUGGCUGUGUGUGGAUGUCGGGGCUCAGUGUAGUUGACUUGGAGAGAUGGAGAGAAUUGCAUCUAAGCCACAAAUAUCAGGAGUGGCUAAAAAAACAGAAGAAGGGUGAGCCUUUGUUCAGAGCGGGAGCUUUGUCUGCAAGCUUGGUGACAUUUAAUGGUCUGAUUUAUACCCUUGAUGAUUCAUGGGUUUUGAGUGGUCUUGGUCAUCAAUAUGGAAUAGAUUCUAAUAGAAUUGGCAAAGCUGCCGUACUGCAUUACAAUGGAAACAUGAAGCCAUGGCUUGAGCUGGGUAUCCCCCAGUACAAGUGGUAUUGGACACAGUUCUUGAAGAAGGAUGACCAGUACAUGGAUGAUUGCAACGUGAACAGGUAGCACAUGAUGAAAUCAGCGGACCUGUGAUAUGUCCAGUAUAUCCGAUGUGAAAUUUGGCGCUCCGGAUGGAGGCAGAAUGAUCAGUCAAGGUUGAAAUGAGAUUGAAUUGACCCUCUUUUGGUGUUGAUUCGGCCUCUUCUAAUGACAGGAGCCUUCCUCAAUAGGCAAGCAUCAUUCUAUUCUGUUUGCGGCGCUUGGGGGAGACCAUGUAGGCCGUGGGAUGGUAUGAGUAGUCCGGAUAGAAAGAAAUGUUCAUUAGGGGAAAGCCGGAAAAGUUUUUGGAAAAGUAACUGGAAAAGAUAUGAUAGUUCGCGAGUCUGUCAUCGGAUUGUUUUUUGCCGCUUGCUAUGUAAGAUAACCUUGAGGAUUUAACCGGCAGCCAAAUUUACGGUGGCCGCUGUUCAACAAGCAUUUUUUCUUUUC